Trichoderma reesei QM6a is the source of this 1227-nucleotide messenger RNA. RefSeq lists its product as uncharacterized. The record is from RefSeq and is a predicted model, not a curated record. NCBI's taxonomy places the organism in Eukaryota, Fungi, Ascomycota, Sordariomycetes, Hypocreales, Hypocreaceae. Bases 1 to 1227 code for a protein of 408 amino acids. The transcript has 2 exons.
AUGGCGGACGCGGAGACUGACAGCCGUCGGCUCUCUCCGGUCUUCGACCGCACCGAGGAUCACCCCCUUGACAAAAUGGAAGGCCUCAACCCAGAGCGUGCGAUGCGGUUGCUGCAGCCACGCUCUCCGGAGAGGUCCCCAUCCCCCGUCAUCACCAUCGGGCCUCGAAUCUCGGGCAGCAACGCCGUUGGCCUCGGCGCGGCUACCAUUCGGCAGCCCGCUGGCGGCAAGCCACAGAGCUCUCCAGCCCGGGAUGCGGGAGCUCAGUCGCUUGUGCAUGCCCCCAGGCCUCUUCUACCCCAGAGCCUGCCACUGGUGGUUGCGGGGGUCAAGCGACCUCGUAGUCAUCUGGACGAGCCAGAGCCGCCAGUAUCGCGGCGAUGGCGUUCGACUCCUCCAGUUUUACCACCGCAACCGCCUCCAAAUCCUCACACAAUCUACCUGGAAGGCCUUCUUACGCCACGCUCUCUCCUGCUGACUCUCAAGUCGGGGCGUGGUGAUGGCAGCCAGUUGAUCUCGACCCAGUAUCGCUCGAUUACCAAUGUCGGACUACUUCUGGGAAACGCAAUCCAAAACCGCCUUGACAUCCCCGUCCUGCAGCUGCCACCUCCCAGCGAGGCACAGGGGAGUCUCGAGCGGGUGAUUCAAGGAGAGCUCCUGGAAGCAAUAUGGUACGACCUCACGCCUGAAGCCAAGUAUGGCUACGCGCGCCAACUGCGGCGCAUCGUCAACAACAUGCGGGGUGGCAUGACUUCGAUCCGCACUCCUGCCACUACCGUUGGCAAGACGAACCUGCUGGGGUCUGCCUUUUCUGGCCCCUAUUGUCUGAUAUUGGAUCAGCAUGUGCAGAACACGUAUUGGGCAGUCCGAGCCAGGCCAACCUGCCGCGAAUAUGUUGCUUUCCUGGCAACAUCAUUCGUCCCGUCGGUCCCGACACCGGUUGCCCACGCUCUGACGUGUCAGUUCCAAUCAGACUACCGCAUCCGCUUCACGCACGGAGAGCUGAGCCCGGGCAACAUUGUAGUCCACAAUAGCAAGAUUGUGUGCAUACUCGGCUGGGAUAACGGCGGCUGGUAUCCGGAGUGGUGGGAGUACGCCAAGUUUUUUGAGGCCCGCACUUCCCCUGAGAACCAGGAUUGGUACGAUUUUGCCGACGAGAUCUUCAUGGAUGCCUAUCCCAACGAGCUUGUGGCAUAUCAGGGCAUUGCUAGGUGCCAGCGACAGUGA